AUGAAUCCAACGCCAGUCAAUUGUUUUCCGAUCCAGCAAAAAUAGCAGACAGCAUCACAGCCAAAAAAACAGAAAAAAUAAACAAAAACAGAAAACCAGAAAGCUGUCAUCUUAUUGUGACAGAAUAACAUUGACAUUUUUUAUUGACAAAAUCAAAUUGAAAUGAGGAAACGACCAGGAAUCGGUGCAAUUCAUAAACAAAGGGUCGAGCAAGAACGAUUUAGAGGUAAAGCCACAGAACUGCAAGAUAAUGUUUUUGAACAAAUGACAAAUCAAAUGGAAAAAUUUCGAACUAACUUGGAAACAUUUGCAAGCAAGCAUAGAAAUGAAAUUAAGAAAAAUCCUGCCUUCAGGAAGCAAUUCCAAGAUAUGUGUGCAUCAAUAGGUGUAGACCCACUGGCUUCAAGCAAGGGAUUUUGGUCUGAGUUGUUAGGGGUUGGAGACUUUUAUUAUGAAAUUGCAGUUCAAGUUAUUGAAGUGUGCCUAGCUACUUCACCAAGAAAUGGGGGUUUAAUUACUUUGGGUGAGUUGCGUCAGAGAUUAAUCAAAGCUAGAGGAAAAGCCCAACACCAUCAAGAAAUUUCCAAUGAUGACAUUAUAAGAGCAAUCAAGAAACUGAAAGUGUUGGGACCAGGAUUCUCUAUAGUAUCCCUAAAAGGUACCCAAGAUACUUCAGAUAUUCUCAUAAGAUCCAUUCCAGGUGAAUUGAGUGCCGACCACACUGAAGUCCUCAAAGCAGCAGAAGCUCAAUCAUUCACUUCUGUCAAAGCAUUAAAAUCAACGUUGAAUUGGGACGACGUUCGCUGCCUGCAAAUCCUUAAUGAACUUUUGCGUGAUGGUGUGGCAUGGGUUGACGAGCAAUCCCCCGAAAAAAUGUACUGGUUUCCAUCAUUUUUCAAACCCCUCAUGAGUGAGGAUGAGAUCGUUUUGCCGCCUCCUAAUUAAAUCACUGGUCAUACCGAGAAAGUUGAUCUAAUAAUGAAAUGGUUGACUGAUGAAAAUUUGGUAUUUGGAAAAAUUGCUUGAAACAUUGAAAACGAAUAUAAAAAAUUAAAUUAAAUGUAAAUGAACGUCUCAUGUUGUCUGGCACCUUUGGAAAAUGUGUGACUCGAUGCACUCGGAGGGGGGUGGAAUAAUUAAAAGAAAAAGCAGCAUUAAUGGUGAAUGAAAGAUUCCUAAGACAAAAUUUUAAUACUUUCAGACGGAUUAUUAAUUCUGUUUCAACAUUAAUUUUACGGAUCAUGAAUAAAAAAAACAUCGUCACGUAAACAUAAAGUACUGGAGUACGGCUUCAAUAUCACAUUAAUACAACUUAUUAACGCUCUGCUGCUCAAUUCACACUCACCAUGCACAGUAAUGUGCGAGAUUAUUUCUUGAAGUUUAUUGGCUCGUUUCUUGCGCACUUCAUGUAAUCUAUGAGAUACUCACGUGCUAUUUGAACGUACUGCCAGUGGUGCUAAUUAUACUAAUUUUAAUGUUAUAUUUUGCUUUUGACAUGUGAAAAAUGAUUUAAAAAUACCUUGGAUACGAAAUUGUCGAAAGUUGAGCAUUAUCGAUUUCUUUGAAUAGGCACGUCUCCGGUUGUCUGCUUCUCGUGCCCACUCAAAGGAUUUGGGAGGGGCGUGGGUUGCAUGAAGGUUGAUUACUACUGUUACCCGAAUCAUGAAGCACACCAGGAAAACUCACUGGAGUGAACCCCGGGUUACCCUUUGCAUUGGAGAGUUUGAGCUACGCAAGGCAAGCUCGAAGCUACAAAGAUGGCGUUGGUUUUUAGGUUGGUUUUGUAGAAUGCCUUUGCUUCUGCCAGCUAUUAGAUAAAAAAGAAAGGUUAUAUUAAUUGUUGUAAAACUGAAUCAUGAUACAGUAAUUUCGACACUUGUUUUUUUUUUUAAAUAAAAAACAGAAAUCAAAACAUUAAAAGCUGGCCAGUCCUAGACGAAACGAUGCGCGCGCAGGAAAGAAUCGGAUUAUCAUAAAAAUAAUUUUAGUUUUGUCACGUCUAACAAAAAUCGAAUCACUGUAGGUCGUCAACGACAAAUAAAAAGAAACUACACCAUUAACUAUGUAUUGGCCUGCACAUUGGUAUGUUUUUUUUUCUGAACACGACACCAAAAAAAAAACAAAAAAAAACAAAUAAUUGAUGAAACACAGGAUGAUAAGAUAGGAAGCGCAAUGAUGACAAUAAAUCAUUUUCUUUCUUCCUAUGCGCU
Molecule: messenger RNA, 2210 nt
Organism: Daphnia pulicaria
Lineage: Eukaryota; Metazoa; Arthropoda; Branchiopoda; Diplostraca; Daphniidae
Gene: lsn
Product: vacuolar-sorting protein SNF8-like
Exons: 4
Coding region: 163-945 (260 amino acids)
Biological process (GO): protein transport to vacuole involved in ubiquitin-dependent protein catabolic process via the multivesicular body sorting pathway
Cellular component (GO): ESCRT II complex
Source: RefSeq, a predicted model, not a curated record